AUGAUUACAUGGAAGAUCAGAGAAUACGAAACGGUGUACAAAGGCAGACACUGGGAAACAAUUAUCCAAAAAAGUCCACCACUGAACAGUUUUGUUCUGAAUAAACUCUCUUGGAGUACUGCUGUAACGUACGCAAGGGAUAUUUCGUUCAAAGUUAAAGCCACGAUUAAAAUCAAAGAACGAUAUGGAAUCAUUGACGAAGACCAUACUGAGGCAUUUCAUAUGAAUUCUCCGCCAAUUCAGCUAGAAAACGCCAAUGGUGGUUGUUUUGUUGAACCGGAAGAAGGGUUUGCCGUGGAAACCACUUUUAAUAUCACUUGCCUGGGAUGGCAAGACGAAGACAUACCACUAACAUAUGAGUUCGUUUAUAACACUAGCGUAGGCGUAGUUAUAAAUGCUCCAAUUACGGGCAUUGGAGUGAACAGGCUAUCAACAACACUUCCAGUUGGUGACAGGCUUCAGGAUUUCGAGUUCCCAGUAGAUGUACAUGUCAAGGAUUCAUAUGGAGAUAUUACUGUCAAAAGAGUAACAGUCAAGGUAUAAUUGUCAGAAUUGGUCCCAACGAGUUGUAAAAUGCUGAGAGUUUCCGUGAACUAGUAUCCAAACCAAAUAGAAGUCUUCAGCACUUCUGUUUCCUCCUAUGGCGUUCCUAGAUGCUAGAUGCACCGUUUAAUACAAGGUCUGAUAUUGCUUUGCGAGGAAAUGCCCCUAAACCGCCACCUGGUCAGCUCAUUUGGGAGAGCACUAGUCUGCUGAGCGGUAGGCCAAGGGUUCAAAACCUGGCCGGACCAACACUCAGGGUCUUUAAAUAUCUGUGAAGAAUUUGACAAUGCUGCUUUUGUAAUGACAUCUGCAAACGGUUAGACUAAUCUUCUAGGAUAAGGACGAAAAAGGUCCCGUCUCACAACAUGUUCAGUUAUUUGUUUCUUGAAGGACGAAAAAGAACCCACACCACUGUUUGAAAAGAGUAGGGGACGAAGAAUGCGGUGGUGUUCAGCCUUUCCUGGGCUGGUUGGUUCUGUUUGGCGUUUUUACGUAUUUUUUUUUCUGUUUUUAAAUUAGGUUCAACCCAAGAAUUCUGAAGAUGUCAACAAAACUUUGUACAGGAUUGCUUACAAAAAACCCAACAGACUCAACUAUUUAAUCACAAUUAGGAAAUAUACCAAGGCGUGUGAUUUAGCCAUUUCCGUCCUUUCAGUUCUGGAGGCUCUAGAGGUAAACAAAACAAUCAAGUCACACUUGAAUCCGUGUCAGAAGCAUUAAAAACAAGUCAAUGUUAGGGACCGUUUUUUCUUUCUUUUUUUUUUCUUUACCGAUCCAGCCAUCCUUAUGAACACUGCAAUCAACUAACGUUAAAUAAACUCAAGUAUCUGGAGCUGGAGAAAAUCAAGGCUCUACAUCUAUACUUUUAUGUAUAAGGAGGAUCUUUAGUAGGGACCGACUUAUUUCUGGAAUAUAUGUAAACGUACUUUUUGUCCUAGUAGAACAUCCGUCCACUAUUUGUGGUGAAGUUACAUUUGAUAGCUGUCAAAUACAUUUUGCUAACUCCUCCUUUGGUUUUCUUUCAGAGGUACUAUGAAAAGAACCAUGUUGGCCAAAUGGUAAGCUAUUCAUUUUGUCCAAAAAACAAAUAGUUCAAUAUGCGUUUUAACAUAUGUUUAACUUAUCAAUCAAUGAAGGCUUUUAUUACCCUUUAAAAUCGUUUUUUAGGCAAAAAGCAACAUCCUCGAAGAAACAAGGCGCGUGGAAAUAAGUAGCAAUGAACUUUUGUCGAAAGUAAGCAUUAUCUUAGCCAUGGCUACC
Porites evermanni is the source of this 1803-nucleotide messenger RNA. The record is from the annotation of a GenBank genome assembly. NCBI's taxonomy places the organism in Eukaryota, Metazoa, Cnidaria, Anthozoa, Scleractinia, Poritidae.